AUGGCUGCUAAAUUCUCUCUAGUAGCUAGAGACAGCGAUGGAAUUUCUUGGGUCCCUCCCCCCCUCACCGCCCAGAGGGUGGGGAGAGCCAAAUUUGCCGUGCAAGAUGCGGAUCUUGGCCAGAAACCCAAGAGAGAUUUAAGAGAGGUGCCCACGUACGACAAGUUCUACUUUGCCAUUGUAUGCGCUCUUCAACUAGAGUAUAAUGCUGUGAUCCGCUCAGUGGACUAUCAGUGGCCAACUACCCCCUUUGACCCUGAUGAUCCGAACGUGUACACUCUUGCAAAAAUGGGCGGGCGCAACGUCGUGAUCGCGCGGCCGCUGGACGUUGGGCCGGGGCAAGCCCAAAGUAUUACGGAAGCUCUCAGAAGAAAGUUCACCAAGGUAGCCCUCUUCUUGGUCGUGGGCAUCUGUGGCGCCGUGCCCUUCUUUCCGGCGCAACCUGACCCUGGGCAUGUUGUUCGCAGGAUCAUUCUCGGCGACGUUAUCAUCAGCAGCUCAAUCGCGCAAUAUUUGUACCGAGGACAGGCCAGGCCAGAUGGAUUCCAGAUGCGGAAUAUUCUGAACGGGAACGGCUGGGUUAUGCAGCCAAGCCCUCGAGCCAAAGCCCUUGCGCAAGCCCUUGAAGGACCCAACUGGUUGGACAUCGCCAAGAAAAACAUGUUGCACAAUCUCAUGCAGCUGCAGGAAAACCAGCACGGCGUUUAUAUGUAUCCUGGAGCAGAGCGAGACAAGCUGUACCAAGCCUCCUAUGUUCAUAAGCACCAUGAAGCACAAGGUUGCGCUUGUGCCAAAUACGAGCAUGAGACGUGCGAUGGCGCAAUGCGUACUGCGUGCCAAGAUAUCUGUGAUGAAGAUCGCUUAAUUAUUGAUGGAGAGAGCCAACAGCGGGGCGGCUCGCCCAAUAUCUAUCUGGGAGCCAUGGCAUCGGGAGAUAUCGUUAUGCGAUCCGGCGAGCUCUGA
Molecule: messenger RNA, 963 nt
Organism: Clonostachys rhizophaga
Lineage: Eukaryota; Fungi; Ascomycota; Sordariomycetes; Hypocreales; Bionectriaceae
Source: the annotation of a GenBank genome assembly